AUGUACGUCCACGGACCGCCGGUGACGGGGAAGACGUCGAUCGUGCGGGACGUCGUCGGGAGGAGCGGACGGCCGUGGGCGUACGCGUCGUGCGCCACGGAGCACGCGCCGAAGCUGUUGUACGAGGCGGUGGUGGAGGAGCUGACGCCGUAUUUGGUGCGGUCGAGCGAGAGUUUGAGACGUGCGAGCGCAGAGCAGGUGAAAAAGGCGCUGAAGUGCGAUAGGUUUAGUGAUUUAGUGGAGAUUUUACGCGCGCACUUGCCGGCGAGUCCGGGCGCGCGGGCGUGUUACGUCGUCGUCGACGAGGCGCAGAGAAUGUUACAGUGGCGAGGUGAACCGGUGUUGAAUGCGUUUUUGCGACUCGCGGAGUUGAGUUGUCGGAAGGUGAUCGUGAUUUUCAUCGGUGAACAGGGUUGGGAUACGUUUUGUUCGGCGUCGGGGACGACGCCGUACGAGGGCGUUUACUUUCCGGCGUACUCUCGAGAGGAGCUGCGGUACAUCUUGUUAAAGGAACGCCCGUCGGAUGCGGACGAGAUGCUGUACAAUGGGUUCUUAGGUGUUAUGCUGAACACGUUCACGGCGACGUGUAGGAAUUUACACGAGCUGCGCGCCACUGUGGCGCCAUUGUGGGCGCAGUACGUCAAGCCGUACGAGGAAGCGCGCGCGCGGGGCGAUCCGCUUCCCGAACCUCGAGCGCUGUACGCGGCGUUGAACUCGAAGAAAGGAUCGACGAAAGGAGAUGAGUGCGCUAAUGCGAGAGACGGAGGUUCGUCGUCGGCGCCGAAGCGGGAGCAACCGAACGUGCACACGGGAUUAACCGUGCCGCUGAGCCCGGCGGCGUUGGCUCUCGGUCGCGGCGAAUGGCCGGUGCGGCGCGACGCCACGGGAAGCGGCGCGGGUGGACGUUUGGAUUUCGAGAUCCCGCGUCUGACGAAAUUCUUAUUAGUCGCAGCAUUUCUGUGCUCGCACAACUCUGAUGAGGUGGACAAGCGCAUGUUUGGCGGUCAAAUAGAAGGGCACGUGGCAAGGGCCAAGCGCAAGGAUCGAAACGCGCAAGAUCGAGAACGAGCCGCCGCCGCUGAAGCCGCCGUGGAUAAACGACGUGUCUUCAAGCUCGAACGUCUUAUCGCGUGGUUUCACUUUAUCACACGCUCAGCAUGCGAUGAACACGGCGCUGAAGUCGCAGAUCUUGAGGAGGAGCUCCUCAGCGCCGACGUCUUUAUGCAAAUCUCGAGCAUGACGCAGCUCGGAAUGCUCUCCAUCAACCGCGGGAGCGCGAUGGAGGGUGGGCUGUACCAAUGCAACAUCUCUCGUGAUUUAGCCGAAAGACUCGCACAAAACCUCGGCGUGCACCUCGAUACGUACUUGAAAUACGUCUAG
This is a messenger RNA of Ostreococcus lucimarinus CCE9901, 1380 nucleotides long. RefSeq lists its product with no specific name. Gene Ontology annotation, cellular component: nucleus; nuclear origin of replication recognition complex. Gene Ontology annotation, molecular function: DNA replication origin binding. The record is from RefSeq and is a predicted model, not a curated record. Bases 1 to 1380 code for a protein of 459 amino acids. Gene Ontology annotation, biological process: DNA replication initiation; DNA replication. The transcript has a single exon. NCBI's taxonomy places the organism in Eukaryota, Viridiplantae, Chlorophyta, Mamiellophyceae, Mamiellales, Bathycoccaceae.